GGAAUAUGUGGAUUCUGGUCCUUUUAGCAGCGAGAUCUGGGCAGCCAUGACGAAAGGGACCUCAUCAUUCGGAAAGCGGCAUAAUAAGACGCACACUUUGUGUCGCCGCUGUGGUAAAUCCUCGUAUCAUAUCCAGAAGAGCCGCUGCGCGUGUUGUGGGUACCCGGACCCGAAAACCAGGAGCUACAACUGGUCAGUGAAGGCCUUGCGGAGGAAGGCACCCGGCUCGGGCCGCAUGCGUCAUCUGAAGAAGGCCCUGAAGAGGAACAAACCGCCGAAGGUGGAUCCUUUUAAGGCGAUCGCGAAAAAAGUUGCUUCAGCAUCAAAGUGAUGAAUAAAGGCGAUCGAAGCUUCUCAUCGUGAA
Molecule: messenger RNA, 364 nt
Organism: Galendromus occidentalis (western predatory mite)
Lineage: Eukaryota; Metazoa; Arthropoda; Arachnida; Mesostigmata; Phytoseiidae
Gene: RpL37a
Product: ribosomal protein L37a
Exons: 3
Coding region: 47-331 (94 amino acids)
Biological process (GO): translation
Cellular component (GO): cytosolic large ribosomal subunit; ribosome
Molecular function (GO): RNA binding; structural constituent of ribosome
Source: RefSeq, a predicted model, not a curated record